GCUGUCCUUCAGAACACUUUCAUAGUUAGGCAGAUAACGUGAAAGACCUGGUGUCUACAACGAAGCUGUUGAGGUUGAGGCCCUGCCGAUAUUACACCGGGGAACAAGCCGUGCCGCCUAAGCGCGUUUGAGUUCUUGAACAGGCAAUUUCCGAAAACGUUACCAAAAAUUUGAACGUCGCGACGUCCACUUUGAUUCUUCCACUUCAUCCCAAUCAGAGCUCAGCGCUGCCCCUCCUUAUACCAGUCGCUUUAUUCGGGGCUAGAUUACAGCGCAUCAUGUCAAGCACGAUGAGCAUCAGACAGUCGUCGGAUGUGAAAUACUCGCAAGUCCCGCAGAAUGAUACAGAAGAUAUUGUCGAGUUGAGAAAGGCGCAAAGCACUGCUCAGCAACUCUCAAUCUUGAAUCAUCCAGCACUACCUGUUCUAUGUUACUGUCUCGCAUCCAUCAUGAUGACGGUUGUAAAUAAGUAUGUCGUAUCCGGAGCCAACUUCAACAUGACUUGUCUUCUCCUCGCUAUUCAAUCAACCGUCUGCGUUGUGGUCGUUCAGUUUGUCAAAGCCCUUGGAAUCAUCGACUUCCAGGAUUUCGAUAUAACUGUUGCGAAGAAGUGGUUUCCCGUAAGUUUUAUGCUGGCUAGUGUCAUAUAUACCGGGUCAAAGAGUCUGCAAUACCUCAGUAUCCCUGUAUUCACUAUUUUCAAGAAUUUGACUAUCAUCUUAAUUGCCUAUGGCGAAGUGUUAUGGUUUGGGGGCAAGGUCACCCGUCUCUCACUUGUUUCCUUCCUUCUCAUGGUUUUUUCGUCGAUUAUUGCCGCCUGGUCUGAUAUCGCGAUUACUCUCGAAAAUGUGAGCAGCGCUUGGUCUUCUGUUGAUCCAGGCUCUGGCUCUGCCCCACUGCCCGUCUCCUCGAUACUGGUGACCUUGUCUGGUGGAUACUUCUGGAUGUUCUUAAAUUGCAUAUCCACGGCCGCUUAUGUUCUAACAAUGCGAAAGCGGAUAAAGGCGAUGAGCUUCGGUGACUGGGACACUAUGUUCUACAACAAUUUCUUAUCGAUCCCAGUCCUCACCAUCUUUUCCUUCUUGGUCGAGGAUUGGUCAAUGGUGAACCUGGUCAAGAACUUCCCUCCCGACAACCGACAACUCCUGUUGUCUGCCAUCGCCUUUUCUGGUGCCGCGGCUGUUGGUAUCUCCUACACCACUGCAUGGUGUCUUCGUGCCACCAGCAGUACAACCUACAGUAUGGUUGGUGCUCUGAACAAAUUGCCCAUUGCCGCUUCUGGCAUGGUGUUCUUCGGAGACCCUAUCACCCUUGGUUCUGUGUCUGCUAUCUCGGUUGGUUUCUUUGCGGGCGUUGUGUAUGCAGUUGCGAAAAACAACCAGGCGAAGGCUGAGAAGGCACGAUUAGCGCAGUCGUCAGAGAUUCCACUUCACCAAGCGAAGAGUUAAUUCCCUUACCCGUGAUCCAUUCCUGCUCAUGGCUCAAAGCUUGCAUAUUCACACCAGUUCAUCUCUAUGGACGUCCCUAAUCCUUAGACUGCAGUUCCCAAUAAACUUAUAGUCUUUCGCAACUUUGAUAUUACACAUUUUCGCCUCAGUAGAUAAUGCCUUACACACCGCGUCCUCUAAUCGAGGAACGGCGGUGUUUCCAGAGGUCCUAGCUCUCACCUGUCCAUUAAGGUAACUAUCCAACGUAGGCAGGUUAGCCUCUAUCAGAUAUUCAAUGCAAUUACGAAGUGCCAAAACGGG
Cantharellus anzutake is the source of this 1748-nucleotide messenger RNA. RefSeq names its product GDP-mannose transporter. The coding region runs from base 279 to 1448 and encodes 389 amino acids. Gene Ontology annotation, cellular component: Golgi apparatus. The record is from RefSeq and is a predicted model, not a curated record. Gene Ontology annotation, molecular function: antiporter activity; GDP-mannose transmembrane transporter activity. The transcript is spliced from 10 exons. Lineage: Eukaryota; Fungi; Basidiomycota; Agaricomycetes; Cantharellales; Hydnaceae.